Ciona intestinalis (vase tunicate) is the source of this 2012-nucleotide messenger RNA. RefSeq names its product serine palmitoyltransferase 1. Gene Ontology annotation, molecular function: pyridoxal phosphate binding; serine C-palmitoyltransferase activity. Gene Ontology annotation, biological process: sphingosine biosynthetic process; ceramide biosynthetic process. Lineage: Eukaryota; Metazoa; Chordata; Ascidiacea; Phlebobranchia; Cionidae. Gene Ontology annotation, cellular component: endoplasmic reticulum. The record is from RefSeq and is a predicted model, not a curated record.
AUUGUUUAUAUCAAAAGCUAAAUUUAUGCCUUGUUUUAUAUCCUUAGUGAGCUAGGAAAUUAAAUGUCUGUGGAAUACAAUAAGCCGAAGGAAUGGGUAUUUGCAGAAGCUAUACACUCCAUGUACCAGGCACCUUUGUAUCAUCUCAUUCUUGAGGGAUUGUUGCUUGUCUGGAUAUUUCGGUUGCUUUUCUUUAAAAGUUACAAAAUCCAAAACAAAAUCCCGCUAAGCAAGAAAGAGAAAGAUGACCUCGUAAAAGAAUGGACACCUGAGCCACUUGUUCCUGACCUGCAGAAAACGCUAAGUUUGUCAACUCCAUAUAAGGAAAUAACGGGGCGUCCAGGUAAAAUGAUAACAGUGGACGGAAAGGAAUGUUUAAAUUUAGCUUCCAUGAACUUUCUCGGAUUGUUGGGUAAUGAAAGAAUUGCUGAAAAAUCUUCGGCUUCAAUUCGUAAAUAUGGGGUUGGUGCUUGUGGACCAAGAGCUUUUUACGGAACAGUUGAUGUUCAUGUUGAAUUGGAAGAAAGACUGGCUGAGUACAUGGAAUCAGAACGGGCCAUCAGUUAUGCUUAUGGCUUUGCAACAAUUGCGAGUGCAAUACCUGCCUAUUCAAAACGAGGCGACAUUAUCUUUGUAGAUGAAGCCGUUUGCUUUGCUAUUCAAAAAGGUCUCCAUGCAUCAAGGAGUAACAUUGUUUAUUUCCGCCAUAAUGAUUUGGACGAUUUGGAAGAAAAACUGAAAAUUCAAGCAAACUUAGAUAAAAAGGAUCCGAAAAAGGCAUCAGUGACUCGUAAGUUUAUGGUGGUUGAAGGAAUCUACAUGAACACAGGAGAAAUCUGUGACUUGCCUCGACUUGUUGACUUAAAAUAUAAAUACAAAGUUCGUUUGUUUGUUGAAGAGUCGCUUUCUUUUGGAGUUCUUGGACAACAUGGCAGAGGUGUAACUGAACAUUACAAUAUUCCUAUUGACAAAGUUGAUUUGGUUGUUGGGAGCAUGGAGUAUGCGCUUGCUUCUAUUGGUGGUUUCUGUUGUGGCCGUGGGUAUGUGAUUGACCACCAACGUUUGUCAGGACAUGGUUAUGUUUUCUCUGCUUCACUUCCACCAUUGCUUGCACGUGCUGCUGUUGAAGGUCUCGAUAUUUUGCAAGAUGAACCUGAAAUAUUCAACAAGAUACGAGCAAAGGGAAAACUGAUGCAGGAACUGAUGAAAGAGGUACCAGAGUUAAAAAUAUCAGGUUUCUAUGAAUCUCCUUCGUUUCAUAUUCGAAGAAAAUCCACAACCAACCAAUCAGAAGACGAGAAAUUCCUUAAAGUUCUUGUUGAUCAGUGCUAUCAGAAUGGUGUGUGUCUUUCUAUUGCAAGUCGCUUAUCCCAUGAAGAACAUAUUGCCGAUUGGCCAGCCAGUAUCAGGGUAUCUGUGUCUGUAGAAAUGAGCGAUGAUGAAAUAAAGAUGGCAGCUCAUGUCAUCCAACAAGCUGCUCGUUAUGCUGAACAACAAAUCUGACAUUGCAUUGUUUUAAUUGCCCGAUUAUUCCCAUAUUGCUAUUCAGAAUUUGCCUUAAGAAACCUCGUUAAUGCAUGCAUGCUUUCAGUCUUAUCUUCAGUCACGUUGCACGUCAAUUAACGCUUAGAUUUAUAAACAAAGAUUUACCAAAAUUUUUAUAAUUACUUGCCUAUUCUCGUUAGCUGUUUUAAUUUUUAAGUUUAUAGUUGCGUUAUUUUUGUUGGUUGUCAAAAGUAGUGUUUCAUAUGUUUUAAUUCCCUUUUUUUAUAAUAAGCCAUGUACGAUUAAAAACAUCUGAAUUAUAUUAACAUAGGUGCAAACUUAGUAACAUACUAACUAUGUGUUGUAUACAUAUCUAAAAUAACCUGCUUUAAGUUACUGUUAAAUAGUGGCAAUAUAUGCUUGUUAGAGAGCCUUAUAUUAUGCGCCCAUUGUUGUGCUUGUAGUUUAAAUUUGUUAGGAGCAACCAUGUCAUUUACUAAACAUAUGUUUGAUUCAUGUAAUUUCAG